Aspergillus tanneri is the source of this 579-nucleotide messenger RNA. It is a transcript of the gene BNA1, whose product is annotated as 3-hydroxyanthranilate 3,4-dioxygenase. The coding region runs from base 1 to 579 and encodes 192 amino acids. The transcript has 2 exons. Gene Ontology annotation, biological process: 'de novo' NAD+ biosynthetic process from L-tryptophan; quinolinate metabolic process. Gene Ontology annotation, molecular function: iron ion binding; 3-hydroxyanthranilate 3,4-dioxygenase activity. The record is from RefSeq and is a predicted model, not a curated record. NCBI's taxonomy places the organism in Eukaryota, Fungi, Ascomycota, Eurotiomycetes, Eurotiales, Aspergillaceae. Gene Ontology annotation, cellular component: cytoplasm.
AUGCUUCCACCAGCUCUCAACAUCCCCAAAUGGCUUGAAGCCAACUCCCAUCUUCUUCAACCACCGGUAAAUAACUAUUGUGUGUAUCAUCCGUCCUCUUCCGCCACAGCCGGCUACACCGUGAUGAUCGUGGGAGGACCCAAUGCGCGAACCGACUAUCAUAUCAACUCCACCCCGGAGUUCUUCUACCAGUAUCGAGGGUCGAUGCUGCUCAAGACAGUCGACACAUCCGUGUCGCCCGUCGUCUUCCAGGACAUUCCCGUCCAUGAAGGCUCCCUCUUCCUCUUGCCCGCUAAUACGCCCCACUGUCCCGUGCGAUUCCACGAUACCGUGGGAGUUGUGAUGGAGGUCCCGCGAGAGGAGGACGCAGUCGAUAUCAUGCGCUGGUACUGUAAGAGUUGCGGACAGAUCGUCUGGGAGAAGCGUUUCGUGUGCACGGACUUGGGUACCCAGGUGAAAGAGGUGGUCGAAGAAUUCGCUGCUGAUGAGCAGAAACGGACUUGCAAGGCUUGCGGCACUGUUGCAGAGAGUAAAUUCAAAGAGGAAGAGAUCGUACAGCCGCCACGGUUUGCAGAGUAG